GGCGGGGCCUGGCCCGGGAGGGGGCGCGCCUGCCUGUGGGGGGCGCUGAGAGGCCGGCCUCGGGACUGCAGGCGGUGCGGUUGGCGGCGGGCCGCGAUCUCUCAGGUCACAACCAAAUGCCUUGAGCUCCAGGAGACCUAAAUUCCUUCACUGUUAUUGUUUUCAUGUUAACUGUUGACAGUUAACUAUCCUGCACCCUCCCAGAAACCAUGAAUAAAGGCUCUGAAAUCCACAUUUUUUGGGGUGCUCCAAGUGGUCCAUUGAAAAUGAUGGUAUCACAGGAACCAACUUCUUUAAUAUCUACUACUGACCCCUGGAAAAAAGUUCAGCUUUUAUACAAUCAACAUUCUUUACAUCUGAAGGAUGAAAAAUGCAAAAAUAAAAAUGUGGAAGAUUAUCAAAUCCUAGAAGCAGCUGCCCCUCCAGAUCUUCUUAAUGGUCAUUUUUUAGGAAGCUCUCUGAGUAGAUCUGUUUCUGUGAAAGAUGACUGUAUAUUCUGUAUUUCCGAAACACAGACUCAAAAAUUCCAGAAGAGUUACCCCUUAGGGAUGAGUGACAUAACUAAAUCUGAUGUCCAAAUACGUGAAUGUAAGGGCCGAGUUCAGCAUUUAACUGGAGAGGAAGAAUGUCAGAAGCUUUUCAGUGAAAAUAAGAAAAUCACAGUUGAACAGCAUAAACAGCAAUCACAUAUGUGUAGUCAAAAUGUCCAAAAACAUUUGUUUCAGUUAGACCAUGAGUGUGCAGCUGCUUGGGAUUUGGUGUGUAAUACUGAGCAGAUUAAUACAGGGCCAGGAGCUAUCGGCAUGAGGUGUAUGCCAACAGAGCAUCAUGGAACUCAGAACCGGGGUCUGGAAAAGAGCUCUUUGGCCACACGAGGUAAGCCCAGGGCUGCGGGAGCUGUCGGGAAGGUCUUGGACCUUACGACAUCUACUGAAACGGAAUUCCUCAGUGUAAUGACCUCCAGCCAGUUUGCCUUUUUAGCUCAAAGGACAAAUGAAGGGGAGAGUUCUAUAAAUAAAAGGACAGUGAACACGGAGGUGGAAGCUGAAGCAAGUCCUGGGGAAAUAAAAAUAACUGAAGAUAAUUUGAUUCAGCCUGAUGAUGAUUUUGUAGAAAGAUAUGAAAGGAGGCAAAGCCAAGCAUAUUCCCUUGAACUUUUCAGUCCUGCUUUUCCUGAAACAAAAAGUAGCCACAUUCACAUAAAGUCUGGUAAAGGUCUUAAAGAAAAUGUGGGAUCUCAAGAACUUUUCGGUUUUGAUGAUAAACUGCCAUCAAAUGAGGUAUGUAUUGAGCCAUGUAGGUCCGGAAUCCUGUGUUCUCAAGUAAAUGCUUCCCACAAAAGUCCUACGAAGCAGAAUGGGACCUCUGAAGGGAAAUCCGGCCGUCUCAGAGUCCGUCACGUUUCUAAGAAAACGAAGUUGGUUUCUAAUGCAGGAGGUCCUACUACAGCAAAAGACCAGAGGAGUGUGUCGGAAUUCAAGGGUAUUAAAGAAACAACAUUAAUAAGAAAUUGUGAUUCCAAAAGUCAGAAGUAUAAUUGUUUGGUCCUGGUGCUAUCUCCAUGUCAUGUGAAAGAAAUAAGUAUAAAAUCUGGACCGAAUUCGGGCUCUAAAGUGCCGUUGGCAGCAGUUGAGGUAACUGACCAGUCUGCAGCGAAGAGGCGGGUCUUUCUGUGGAGGAUGGCUGCAUUUUGGGCCGUUACAGUGUUCCUGGGAGACGUCGUUUUACUCACAGAUGUUACUGUUUGUGAAGAUCAUUGGGUUGGUGAGACAGUACUACAAUCAACAUUUACCACUCAGUUAUUAAAUCUUGGGAGCUAUUCGUCUGUCCAGCCUGAAGAGUAUUCCAGUAUAGUUAGUGAUGUUGUACUUCAAGACUUACUGGCAUACGUAUCUUCAAAGCAUUCCUAUCUCCGAGACCUCCGUCCACGGCCGCCCCAGGAAGUGAGCAAUGUGGAGUUUGUGGCUCUGGAGCAGCUCCAGCCCGGUCUGCUAGUCCAUGCGCUGCUCAGAGUGGUGGAUGUCACUGUACUGACAGAGGCGGUAUAUAGUUAUAGAGGACAGAAGCAAAGGAAAGUUCUGUUAACAGUGGAACAGGUCCAAGGUCAACAUUAUGUGCUUGUGUUAUGGGGUCGUGGAGCAACCUGGUACCCUCAACUUCAAAGGAAAAAAGAUUAUAUUUGGGAAUUUAAAUAUCUUUUCGUUCAGCGCAAUUACAUCCUAGAAAACCUAGAAUUGCAUACAACACCUUGGUCAUCCUGUGAGUGCCUGUUUGAUGAUGAUAUAAGGGUUAUUACAUUUAAAACAAAAUUUCAAAAAUGCUUGUCCUCUUUUGUGAAGAUGUCAGAUUUAGCAACACACCUGGAGGAAAAGUGUUCAGGAGUGAUUCUAGUCAAAGCCCAGAUUUUAGAGCUAGUGUUUCACGCUGCAACAGCCCAAAAAAUAGUUAUAAAUGCUCACAGUUCUCUGAAGAGCAUUUUCUCUUCCCUUCCCAACAUCACGUAUACUGGCUGUGCAAAGUGUGGACUGGAACUAGAAACAGAUGAGAACAAGAUCUACAAACAGUGUUUUAGCUGUUUGCCAUGUACUACAAAGAAAAUAUACUACAGGCCAGCUUUAAUGACCAUAGCUGAUGGACUAUAUAAGGUCUGCGUUCAUGUAGGAUCAAAGCUGAUGGAGAAGAUUCUUCUCAACAUUUCUCCUGACUGGCUCAGCAGAGUUAUAGCCCCGCCCUCGGAGGUCACCUAUGGCUUGGUUGCAGCGGACAUGCUCCACUCCUUGUUGGCAGCCUGCGGAGCGCCUUGUGUCCUGAAAGUGCAGAGCCUCUUUGUGUUGGAGGAAAACAGCUACCCGCUGCAACAGGACCUCUCCCUGCUGGACUUCUCGCCUGCCUGGGGAGCAUGCUCCUAGCCCUCCCUGAGGCCAGUGGAGACCACUGAAAGGAUUUGUUUCCAGCCCAAUGAAUGGCAGGGCUUUUGCUUGGGGUUUUUAAAUACACAGGUGUGGGCAAAGUAUGUUUACAGUUGUUCAUAUGAAAAAUAAUACAAUAAUAAAUACAUCCUAUACAAUAAAACUAUUUCCUGGAGGGAUUGGGCCUAAGGUGGCAGGUGGACUUCCCCUGAAGGGUUCAGACUGUGAGAGGAUGCAGGCCGGGCUGAGGGACCUCCCCAAGUGCAUGAAUUUUGUGCACCAGCCCACUAUAUUAUAAGAGCACACUUUCACAUGCAACUAUAACCCUACUUUUGCUCACCCUUGUAUUUUAUUAAGAGCUAAAUAAAGAGUUAAAUAUGUAAAAUAAAACAUUUUUCUAAGAAAA
Messenger RNA from Pipistrellus kuhlii (Kuhl's pipistrelle), 3315 nucleotides. RefSeq names its product shieldin complex subunit 2 (gene SHLD2). Bases 210 to 2909 code for a protein of 899 amino acids. Gene Ontology annotation, biological process: regulation of double-strand break repair via homologous recombination. The transcript has 10 exons. NCBI's taxonomy places the organism in Eukaryota, Metazoa, Chordata, Mammalia, Chiroptera, Vespertilionidae. The record is from RefSeq and is a predicted model, not a curated record. Gene Ontology annotation, cellular component: nucleus; site of double-strand break.